Messenger RNA from Tigriopus californicus, 2353 nucleotides. RefSeq lists its product as uncharacterized. The record is from RefSeq and is a predicted model, not a curated record. Gene Ontology annotation, molecular function: thiosulfate-cyanide sulfurtransferase activity. Lineage: Eukaryota; Metazoa; Arthropoda; Copepoda; Harpacticoida; Harpacticidae. Gene Ontology annotation, cellular component: mitochondrion. The transcript has 4 exons. Bases 134 to 1366 code for a protein of 410 amino acids.
GCGACAGCUGAUGAGAAAGAUCGAGUGUACCUCUGUCUUCCAAGACGCACAUUGUUCGAUCUUAAGUAUAUGUCUGGGUAGCAGUCAUAGUUUUUGAGGUUAGAGGCUAGGGGUCCUUAUCAUUUGCGUAAUCAUGUAUUCGCCGCGACUAGCUUUAUCAAGUGUUAUCAAAGGAAUCAGUGGAUAUUCUAAAGGUCAUGCAGUGGCCUUAGGGAGGUGGAAAACAUUCCAAUUACUGACCCUGAGGAUGAUAUCUGACGCUGCCAAGGAAAUGGAACCAAAUAACAACACUAUCGUCCCCUUUCCCCCGCCGCCCUCAGUGGGUUUCGACGAGGUCAAGAGGCGCCUUCAUGAAGGCUCAAUUGUCUUGGUGGAUGUUCGAGAAUCUCCCGAGCGUGUGGAUCCUGGAAGGAUUCCUGGAUCUCUCCACGUUCCCUUAUCGCAAUUCAAGGACGCCUUCCAUGGAGAUGACAAGACCUUCGAAGCCCAUUAUGACUUUCCCAAGCCCAAGCCAGAAUCCGAGAACCUUUGCUUGCAUUGCUAUGCCGGUAAAAGAGCCCGGGUAGCUGCCACUCGACUCCAAGAGUUACAUUAUCGUGAUUUCUGUGUCUAUGACGGCGGGUUUCAAGAUUGGGAGGAACAAGGGGGUCCCAUCCUCCGAGGGGCUGGGGCAAACUUGAUCUUUUUUGAUCAAGUCAAGCAAGGAUUGGAGGAAAAGUCGAUCAUCCUGAUCGAUGUCCGGAAACCUCACGAAAGGUUUCACCCUGGACGAAUUCCAGGCAGUGUGAACAUUCCACUGUCUGCUUUAUUCACGGCUUUUCACAUGAGCCCUGAAGAGUUUGCGUUUACCUAUGGCUUUGACAAACCAUGUCUCAACGAUGGAAACAGCGAUUCACAACUAGUUUUGCACUGUCUUAGGGGAAAACGGGCUCAAGAUGCGGCCGACAAAUUGGCUUUGCUUGGCAUUGAAACUGGCGUUUACAAGGGCAGCUUUAUGGAUUGGAUGGAACAAGGUGGAACUGUCGAGCGACACAUGGAUUGCCUGGACGUCAAGGAGGGUCUGGAGGAGGGCAACAUCACUUUGAUUGAUGUCCGUGAUAACCAAGAACUUGAAACUGAGGGACGAAUUCCUGGGGCCAAAGAAAUCCCACUGUCAGAACUUGAGAAUGCCUUUCAAUUGAGCAAAGAAGAGUUUGUCAGUAAAUAUGGCUUUGAGCGACCAAGCCAGACCGAUUUGAUUGUGACUUCCUGCAAAAUUGGGAAACGAGCCGAGGCGGCUUGUAAUAUGCUGCAACAACUAGGAUUUCGUGCCACUUUUUAUAAAGGGAGUUAUGAUGAUUGGAGGCAACACGAAAGUACAGAAUGAGCAGCGAUUUGACUUUAUUCCUGAGACUAUUUGAGUGGCAAAUAUUAGCUUUCAUGACUUGAGAUGGGGUAUUCUCCCUUGUAAUUCUCAACGUGCUUCUUCAUGUCCUCCAUCUGUUUCCUGGAAAGACAUUUUCAUCAAACAACGGUAUAUAGGGAUCAGUUGAUCAGUCAAUGAAAAUAUAUAUUUUACGUACUGGAGAUGGGGCGGAACAUCGUCAUAAACAUCCGUGAACAUCUCCUCCCACUUAGGCUUCAAAGCCUUUUCAGCCUUGCCAAAUGCUUUUAGAACCUAAAAAACGAGCAAAAAACAUGUACGAGUACGAGUAUAUUCCCCGCUCAAGUUGAAUCGUUCUACUUCUCUGAAAAUCGAUAUAAGAACGAAUCUACUCCACCGUUAAGCUCUAAAUAUGCCACAUUUUUCACAAUAUCGUACGCGCAAUCUUAACAUCGACACAAAAACCCUAAAGCAUCUAAUCCAUCUUGCAUAAACAAUCAAUAACCCUCCCUUGCUCAAAAAGUACGGUAACAGGUGUACGACGUGUACUUCAUCCCCAAAAGAUUCCAUUAUCAAUUAUCAUCAAUCCAGCAUUCUUGAUGAAAAAGCUCACCUGCUUUCUCGAGUCAGUCUUCCACUCAUUCUCCUUCUCUUCGCUCCAAAUCCCGCGUUCUUGGAGGUAGCUGGCGAAUCGAGUGAUUGGGUGGUCCUUUUGAUCCCAAUACCGAACCUCAUCCACGGACCGGUAAGCUGAACUAUCGUCUGAGGUCGAAUGGUGACCAAUGCGGUAAGUCAUGGCCUCAAUGAGGACGGGUCGACUUUCUCGCACGGCAAUCUCUCUGGCCGCUUUUGUGGCAUUGUACACGGCAAACACAUCGUUGCCAUCCACUCGGAUGGUGGACAUGCCGUAGGCAGGACCACGAAUGGCGAUACCGUCACCUCUAUACUGUUCGUGCACCGGGGUCGAAAUGGCAUAUCCAUUGUUUCGGC